This is a messenger RNA of Microsporum canis CBS 113480, 1452 nucleotides long. Its product is annotated as transferase family protein. The coding region runs from base 1 to 1452 and encodes 483 amino acids. Gene Ontology annotation, molecular function: acyltransferase activity, transferring groups other than amino-acyl groups. Gene Ontology annotation, biological process: secondary metabolite biosynthetic process. Lineage: Eukaryota; Fungi; Ascomycota; Eurotiomycetes; Onygenales; Arthrodermataceae. The transcript has a single exon. The record is from RefSeq and is a predicted model, not a curated record.
AUGGACGAGACGUUGAAAGACCUGCCAGAGGCCGUGUAUCCUCUGUCGCCUCUGGACAUCAUCGCCAGCCACCUCUACAUCUCCAACUGCUUCUUCUUUGACAAUUCCACGCGCGAAGAUGGGUUCAAACUCGAGCAGCGCCUCCACAGAGGCUUAUACCGCGCUCUACAACAGUUUCCGAUUCUUGCGGGAGAACUGCAGCACAGCGGCUUGAACGCAAUGAGCAUCGUCGUCAAUCCGAAGAAGCCCAACAUGCCGGGCUGGGAGACAACGACGGCCGACAUCCCGUUUGGCGUGCUCAAACAGAGAGGCUUUCGCUACAGUCACUGGUCUGCAGACCUCAGAGUGGAAGAUCCUCUGCUUAGCGCUGGCGAGCAAGGCCCAGCAAAGCUCGUUCGCGUGCGGCUGUGCCGUUUUGUCGACAACGGUGGUGUCGCGGUCUUGGUUCGCAUUGCCCAUGCUGCGUUCGAUGCCAAGGGCGUUGUAGCCUUUAUCAACUGCUGGGCAGAUUGCUGUCGACUCGAGAGUCCAGCCAACACACCACAGCCAAAGCCAGUCAUGUUGAGCAGAGAGCCAGCCAUGUUGAGCAAAAAGCCAGCCAUAUUGAGCAGAAAGCCAGCCAUAUUGAGCAGAAAGCCAGAAGUCAUACUGAGCAGAGAUGCCAUGUAUCGGCGGCUGCCAGCUGCGGUACAGCCUUCGCCGCUGCCCUGGCCGUUAUAUCCGCUGUGCUUGUUGCUGUCUCUUCUCCUGAAUAUCCUCGCUUUUUUCUUGAAGAAGAACCUGAUAUCUGGUGACUCGGAGAGCCACCUGUUUGCCAUCAGUCGAAACAGCAUGGACGCGGUCAGGGAUGAAGCAAAGCAGUCGGGCAACGCCAUCUCCGACAAUGAUCUGAUCGUGGCACUCUUCACCAUGGCAUAUGCACAGAGCACAUCCGCGAAACCGGGCGCCCCCAAAGUCAAGGCCAUCGUCCCAUGCGACCUUCGGCAUCGUCUGGACAUACCGGAGGCAUACGUAGGCAACUGUGCCGUCGGCCUCUUCGUUACGGUGCCAACAGACCAGCUUUUCGAACCCAUUUGCGGCAAAUCUCUCAUCGCAGUGGCUAUGGAAUGCCGCAAGACCGUUGAUACGGCGGAUCGAAACGCCAUCGAGCGGCUCAUCAGGCGCGCCAUGCAGUCCAUCCGCCUACUCGGCAGCAAGGCACGCGUUCUCUACUCUCUGAUGAUCUGUCAGGCAUUUUCCAAUCAAAGUCGACUGGCUUUCUACUCGGUCAACUUUGGCCUUGGACCGCCUGUUCUGGCUGUUCCUGUGGCCUACCCUCGCACACUCGCCGUUGUUGUGCCGUCACCCCCGCCAAGCGAUGAUAUAUACGUCUGGCUAUCCCUGCAAAGCGAACAGAUGCGACUGUUGGUGCAGAACGAAAGUUUUAGAUCGUUUGUAAACAUAGUCUACUGA